Messenger RNA from Umbelopsis ramanniana AG, 1373 nucleotides. RefSeq lists its product as uncharacterized. The transcript is spliced from 6 exons. The coding region runs from base 261 to 1199 and encodes 312 amino acids. NCBI's taxonomy places the organism in Eukaryota, Fungi, Mucoromycota, Umbelopsidomycetes, Umbelopsidales, Umbelopsidaceae. The record is from RefSeq and is a predicted model, not a curated record.
CGUUUAGCAUCGAUAAUCACCUUUAGGGUCGUAUUUCAUCAUUGAGAGUUUGGGUGAAGUACGUGGCCGUUGCUUUGUAUAGAAGAAUCCAGUGCCUGCCGAAGACAUAAGACGGACAAUGAGAACUCUGGCUUUCGCUUUUUUGGCCAUUCUAAAUGUUAAGAAGGAUGAAUCAGAUCAUAACCUAGUCAAAUGUGUCAACAAAGAUUUUUUUUUUGUUUUCUGACACAUAGCAGUGGGACAGUCACACAUCCUUUGUCAUGUCCGUCAUUGAGCAAGUCAUCUUUGUAGGUACAGGGUGCAGCAGCAACACGCCUGCACUGAAAUGUUUACUUGAGAACCCUCCUACAUGUGAAGUUUGCCUCUUAUCUUUGACAGAGGAAGGAUGGAAAAACAGGCGGAAAAACCCCUCGGUACUCAUAAGAGUUAGAGAUCAUCGAGAUCCCAAUGGCAGACUCCGGAACAUUUUGGUUGAUUGUGGAAAGACUUUCUACCAGUCAGCCUUAGAUAUAUUCCCAAGGUACGGCAUCCGGGAGAUCGAUGCAUUAAUUCUAUCGCACGGACACGCAGACGCAGUAUUAGGUUUGGAUGACCUUCGGGCCUGGACGUCAGGUGGCACUCUACAAGAAUCUGUUCCAGUUUACUUGAACGAAGAGACAUUUGCAGUGGUAUCAAGAGCAUUCCCAUAUCUUGUUAGCAAAGCUAAUGCUACAGGUGGUGGUGAGGUUGCAUCAUUUCAGUUUACUGUGAUCAAAGGAAACGAACAGUUCGAAGUCGCUGGGCUAGAUAUCACACCUCUUCCAGUGCAUCAUGGAAAAUUUAUGUCCACAGGAGAGCCUUACUGGUGCUUUGGUUAUCGAUUUGGCAAGCAAUUAUCAUGCAUCACUGAUGCCAAUUAUAUUCCGCCGGAAACGCUUGAAAAGAUGAAAAAUAGCGAGAUACUGAUUGUGGAUUGUCUUAGAGAGGCGCCAUACAUGUCCCACUUUGGCUUGCACCAGGCUAUUGAUGUUGUUAAGGACUUGAAGGCUCGCCACAAUUAUCUGAUUGGAAUGGCUCACAAUUUAGAACAUGAAGAUUUAUCCCAGCGAUUGUCGGUGUUUGCAAAAGAUCUCGAUUUACAUAUCAGCCCAGCCUACGAUACUUUAAAGGUAGACGUCUUGGCUGACGGAUAUGUCAGAGAGUCCUCUUGGCGAGAGUAAAGUUGUUGCGCAAUGCAAUUUUUAGCUCGGCAUAUAGAACGUUCGCUACUAUUGUUAUCCAUUAGACUAAGGUAACCACAGCACUGGUUUUUUUCCAGUGCUGUCAAUUAGAUUCGGUUGCAAUUGAAAAAGAGAAAAAUUAAAAACCGAAAGGUCAUAUUACAUACUCCUUUU